GCCCGAGGAUCAACACAAAACCGCCUUUCAGACCAGGUACGGUCUGUACGAGUUUGUGGUGAUGCCUUUCAGACCAGAAAUGCUCCUGGCACCUUUCAGCACGCUAUGAAUCGGAUAUUCCAUGACUACUUGGAUAAGUUUGUCAUCGUAUACCUCGAUGACAUGCUUAUUUUUAGUAAGACUGUCGAGGAGCACGUUGCACAUUUGGACAAAGUCCUCAGUCUCCUGCGACAACACAAGUUCAAGAUCAACGGUGAGAAGUGCGAGUUUGGUCGCACCCGUGUCUUGUACUUGGGUCAUGAGAUCUCCGCGGAAGGGUUGAAGCCUGAUGACGCGAAAGUGGCCAGCAUUCGUGAUUGGCCACGUCCUCAGUCUGUGACUGAGAUGAGAUCUUUCUUAGGGAUGACAUGCUACUAUAGGACUUUCGUUAAGAACUAUAGCAUAGUGGCCGCUCCUUUGAUUGAUUUGACCCGCCUUGACUCCCCAUGGGAAUGGACAGAUGAGUGCGAGGCUGCUUUCAGACAUCUGAAGCAUGCGUUGACGCACUACGAGGUCUUGAAACUUCCCGAUCCUGAUAAGCCGUUUAUAGUCACCACGGAUGCCAGCCAAUAUGGCAUUGGCGCCGUGCUUGCGCAGCAGGAGGGGCCAAAGUUAAGGCCAGUCGAGUACAUGUUUAAGAAAAUCCCGUUGCAGAAGUUGGCAAAGCCAACCUAUGAGAAGGAACGCUAUGCGGUGUACAAGGCUCUGACCCAUUGGAGGCACUAUCUCCUUGGGAGGUUCUUCAUCCUCAGGACUGAUCAUCAGACACUGAGAUGGAUGAGAACCCAGCCGGUACUUUCCGACGCUCUGAAGCGUUGGAUCGAAGUCAUUGAGCAGUAUGACUUUGACCCUCAGUAUCUGAAAGGGGAGUACAACAAGGUUGCUGAUGCCUUGUCGCGUAGACCUGACUUCUCAGACGUGAUGAAGUCCUACCUGCGCAAAUGGUGCAAGGAACCAGGAGAUGUUGACAUCAGAACUAUUGUUGAUUGGGACUACUACAGGACUCGCUUGGGUAGUGCUAUUCAAAAGAUCAUUACUAUUCCUGCUGCGAUGCAAAGGGUCACAAAUCCUGUUCCCCGGGUUCAGCAUCCUGAUUGGCUGUGGAAGAAGCUGAGGGAAAAAGAUGAUAAAUACAGGCAGCGAAGUAUAAAAGAUAUGUUUGGUCGAAUGCCACCGGCAAGAACCAACGGGGAUGACUGUGCUUCAGACUCACUCAAUGAUAAGGACAGUGCUCCUGGAAACAAGAGUGAUGCUGUGCCCAAAAAAGUGGUGGUGGUUGGAGACGUUGAAGAUGGGGGGCUCACUGCCUCCAAAACAUUGGGCAAAGGCACAAAAAAAGCAGUUGUCAAAAGGGUUAAGAAGGGAAAGGGAGCUUCCGAUGUGAAAAAGUCUGCCAAGGGUGGUACUGAACAAGCAAAUGGGGCAGCUCCAAAUGGUGCACUGGAGCAUGAUGAGGGCUCCUGUACUAUUCCUCCCAAGGAAGGCAACGAGGACGGAGCGGAUGGAGAGCAACGGGCGGGAAUGUGUGCAAAGGAUGCCAGUGCUGAGGAAAGGGUAAGCACUGCAGAGGAAGGGCCGGGACGAGCUGAUGCGCAAGAGAACGGCAGUAUGGACAUCAAUGUGGAUGAUAGUACGCUACGAGAUAAUGCAAGAGCUGAAGACAAUGGAGCAAAUGACGGAGACGUGACAGUUGGCGCUGAAAUGGUCGAUGGUGCUGAUGUGCAAGGGCACGAUAUGGUUGAAGGUGGCCCGGCAUCUAAUGGCAGUGUGAGAGCUGAAGACGAUGUGGCAAAAGGUGGGGACGCAACGAACGAUGGUGGUGCAGCAGCGAAUGGUAAUACAACAGUUGAGGGCAGUGAAUCAGCAGCAGCAAAAGAAAGUAGGAAAAGGAAGGGGAAGGCCAUUGCAAGGGAUGGAAAUGGAGGACCACCGAAAAAAAGCAAGAAAGCUGGAAAGAAGGAAGAGCUGAAAAGGCGCAGGCUCAGGGAAAUGGAGGAGGCAAAUCCAACACAACAAGGGAGGCGCCUGAGAGAAGAAUUGAGGCAAGGUGUUCGUGCAUUCUUCCGUCAUAAGGAGGCCUCUCUCACAUCAUCGCAUUGGCAGAUAGAUGUUCCUGAGAGUCAUUUCCGCUCUGCAUCACGGGAGCUCUCAGCGCAUUUGUCAGAUCCAGAUGUCGAGGGUAUAUAUGAGACCAAGAUGCCCCUUCAUGUCAAUGCAAUUCUUGCCAUGGGCUGCGUCUGCACAGUCGAUCCAAGUGCGAAGGGAAGGAGUGUUGCAGAAGGAUUCUCAAUUGAGGAGCUACACAUCAAGAGCACUGCAGGAUGUAGUUACCUGUCAGAUGCGUCAAACACACUAACUUUCUUCUUCCUCUACCAAAGCUCCUGUGAUACAAGGGGGAUUUAUGCAUUUUUCGUUCCCUUAAGCAAUUCAAUUCAACUGCUGGUUGUGAACCCUUUUAUGAACAAGGAAGUGGUCCCAACACUUCUCGAGCGACAUUAUAAGGAGGUCAUGCGCUGCUUAGCUGUGGAGGCAGGGGAAGCCAAUGCACCUCCGGCUGAUCUCGCGUGCAAGGUGGAUUACGUUGCAAAUGAUGUGGAGGCGGCGAAGAAGCUGCAGCAGUUUCUACUGCAAUACAAUGUUCUCUUGCGCACGGAGGGGGUGACUUGGCAAGAGGUGACGCUGUCUCACCUUGCAUACGCUCUCCAGGCACCUAGAGAGAUAGUAGACCUCUGCCUGCUCAGCAGCUCCGCAAUGGGCCAUAUUCGUGGAGGGACUGUGUGGACUCAAAAAUUGGCUUUGUGGAAGGAGAUUUACGUGAGAUGUCGGCUCCCGGAAACGGCGGAUGCCGUUUAUAACCAGCUGCUUUUUGACAAUCGCUUCAUUUGUGACGAGGCAGGGGACCCCUACCCAUGGCAAGGGCCGCGAGGGCCUUAUGAAUGGAAAUGGGCGGAGCAGGGCAUUUUUAAGGUGGGACAUUUGUGGGAUGAGAAUCGGAAGGACUGGCGAACACAUGAAGAGAUGGACCUAGCCCUACACGGACGCAUGAAGAAGGCACAGCGGGUUAAGGACAUGAGAGAUGCUAUUCCGUCCCGGUGGGUGGAAAUGUUAAAGAAAGACGAGGUAGCAGGGGGACAGUGGGUUAAGCUUAAGGGGAAUGAGGCGCCUGAAAGGCUCUAUAGAGUAAAACAGAUCCUAUGGAUGUCAGACAAUGGUAUGCCUGACCUGGGAGGAAUUUCAGAGGAAGAGGAAGCGAGUUUUGCUGAUGAGGUGCAGCAGCCAGAAUUGGUUUACGCCGGUGCUUAUAGGACUGUCUGUGUUGAACUCAAGGUCCAUCACCUUGCCGUGAAUGCGCUGUUGAAGUGCAGCCAAGUUAACGAGUUGGAAGGGGGAUCCUUGCUGGGAGUGGACAUUCAGCAGCUUGGUGGUCCAACAGAUUUACCGAUGGGUGCCUGUACGACAUAUGAUGAUGUUGCAUCUUGUGGAUCAGCUUUUCGAAUACUCAAGCAGAUGGUGCAGGCCUUGGUGAGCGAUGCGGUGGGAUCAAGUAACGUGUAUGCUGAUGCUCUUCUACAACACCUGUACCGAUGGCUAUGCAGUCCUCAAUCAAAGCUCCAUGAUCCAGCACUGCACAGAAUUCUGCACAAGGUUAUGCAGAAGGUUUUUGCCCUCCUGCUUGGAGAAAUAAAGAAGCUUGGAGCCAUGGUUGUGUAUGCCGAUUUCUCGAAAAUUGUCAUUUGCACUGGCAAGAGGAAAAUGCAAGCUGCGGAAGGAUACUGUGUCUACCUGCUGGAAACUUUGCGAAGCAGGGAGCUGUUUGAGUGGGUUGAGCUCAUUCCCGAGCGAUACUGGCAUACACUCUUGUUCAUGGAUCAGUUUAAUUAUGGUGGCAUUCAAGCAACGCCAAGCAAGGGAAGCAAGAACACAGGUGCAGCAAACAGCCAGGGAAUUUCAGAAAGCCAGUCCAGCGUCGAUAAGAAGGAUGAGAUGGAUCAUCCUGAUAUUAUUUCUUGCUGGAACAUAGUGGAGUACCUUCCCAAAGCCACUCAGGAAUACUUUGUGGUUGUUGUGUCCGAAUAUAUCUAUAUCCCAUGGAAGCAUGGCAUCGACAAAGACAGGGAACGGGAAGCUAGCCGAGAGCAGCAAUCACAGCCUGGGACGCAAUCGGUCACUGUUGCAGCGACUGCAGACAUUGAGGAAGAAGAGAAAAAAUUCCUAAGGCAGCAGAUUGCUUCCUACUUCACCGAUAAGCUUCUGCGAAUCGUUAAGGACGUUCAACGACACGUGGGAUUGAGCAAGCGCAAUGUGGAAGGAGACGUCAGCUCUGCUGCCACACCGCUGUCGACUCCAGCAUCAUCUCAAGACUUCGCUGUGCAAAUGGGUGUUCUCAUCGAUAACCAUAGCCCGGCAUUGGCCUUCAUCAAAACAAUAUGUGCUGUCAUGAUGCUCGACCAAACGGUGGACCAGAAAGUACGGAUAAUGAGGAAAAACCUUCUGAAGCUGGUGCAUGUCCGCGAAUUUGCAGAGGAGGCAGAGUUCAAGAACCCGUGUGUUUCAUUCACACUUCCGAAUGUCAUUUGCAGUUAUUGUAAUGACUGUCGUGAUCUGGACCUCUGUCGCGACACUGCUUUGCUUGCCCGCGAGUGGCGUUGCGCUGUUCCACAGUGUGGGCAGCCCUAUGAUCGAGACUGGAUUGAGAAUGCACUUCUUCAGGUUGUGCGACAGCGAGCAAGGUUGUACCAGCUCCAGGAUCUGAAGUGUCAAAGAUGCCGUCAGGUGAAGGCAGAUCGGCUUGCUGAGCAGUGCAAGUGCGCUGGGCCUUUUUGUUGUACCGAAAGCCCACUAGAGUUUCGUCAGCGUUUGCGUGUGUUCUUAAAUAUCGCCCGAUAUCAUGGGUUUAUUUUAUUGCAGGAGGCAGUCGAGUGGCUACUCGAAAUUGAUGCGGCUGCUGUAGAUCCUGGGGGCAAGUAGCUUUCCUCUCUGAUUGUAUAUUAUUGAUUCAGAUUUUCAGCUCAAAAUUCAAAC
Chara braunii is the source of this 5061-nucleotide messenger RNA. The record is from the annotation of a GenBank genome assembly. NCBI's taxonomy places the organism in Eukaryota, Viridiplantae, Streptophyta, Charophyceae, Charales, Characeae.